AGUCAGGGACACUGGUAAUACUGUAGGAAAAUUAACAAUACUUUGUCCACUGGAGAGACGUUAGAAAGGUCACAGUGUUGGAGAGACAGCUGGUGCUGGUAUAAAUGUGUGAUGGAGACUGCGUUUCUCACCUGUAUGCUUGUUUCUUCAUUUGUGGUGCAUUCCUCUCGUGUCAGCAACACAGAAUGGAAUGAUGUUGUGGUGGCUAGAGAGGGUUUGCCUGCCACCUUGGUCUGUACUGAUACAACAGUGAGAGGUGCUGUGUCCAUAAACUGGAUGGUGAAGUCACUUCAUGGUGCCAGUGAAUGGAAAUUGGUUCUCUCAGCUAAUGAAAGGAAGGAGUUCUCUGGUGGCGCCUCGAAGGCAUCCAUGCGACUGACUGACCCAAACUUUCAGGAUACUGGGGUUUUCUCUCUGAUGUUUUCCCCCAAAAUGGAGGACGGAGGUCUCUACUCAUGUUUGAUCAAGCAGCAGGAGAGGAAACUGAAAGAGAGGAUUAUCCUCCUAGCUAUCCUUACAGUCUCCAUCCUCCCAUCUCCGGUCAUUCCUCAGUAUAGCACCCUACGUAUGAACGCCAGUGUUUAUCCCAACAUUGCCAUCACCAAAAUUACUUGGACAUCACCUGGAGGCUUGUUACUGAAGAGUGAGAAAAUAGCAAACGUGGCCACAGUGACUAAACGGCCACGGGUCCAGAGCAGUGAUGGUGGAAUCUACGUCUGCACAGUUUACCCCUGGGGUAACAGCAGCAGCACUCAUUUUACAUUCAAUGUGAACGUCACCAUUGCUGACAAAGUUGUCUCAUUCGUUGAUGUAAAGCACUACCAUGAGAUCUCCACUGCCACACAGGAACAGAUGUCCUUAAACCUGAAGUGUCCUGAUGUCCAGGGCGACUUUGUCCAGCUGUUCUGGACACCUGGAGACAUAAGUAAAAUGGAGCGUGUCUAUGAGUAUGAUCGCUGGAGGGAUUCCAGCUUUAUGAAUGAGAAGAGCAGGAGACUCAAGCUCGCUGGCCCACCCUAUAACGCAGAGGCUGGGAGCUUCUCCUUUCUGCUCACGCCUGACGUCAGUGACGGCGGCCUCUACGCGUGCGAGGUGUUCGAAAAUGACAAUCCUUUCAGUCAGAGGACAGUGCUCAGCGUGCUGAAAGUUAAGGCCAGUCGUUCAUCCUCAAGGCUGGAGUUGACGUGCAAGUACUCUGCGGUGCCCCACGUACAACGUGCCAUCUGGACCUACCAGGACAAAAAUCGGCGUCUGGAGUGCUCGAGUGUUACACCAGGCAUCAUCACCACCUCUGUGCCCUUACCAGUCACCUCUGACACAGCUGGAAACUACACCUGCACCAUAAAUAUGAAAAAAGGACCGACCAUUUGGGCAACACACACUGUCACACUGCCCCCUAAAGAUGGGGAAAAGGUGAAUGUCGGUGUUGCCACCCCCUCCAUGCUCCCUUCUCUCUCUGCUUUAUUACUCCUGGUGCCCCUGGUUGCUGUGGCUGUUGGUGCGUUGCUAUGGAGACAGAAACUAAUUUCUGAUCGCGGUAUUGAGCAGUCUCUGUCUGUCCCCUCUGGUGAAGUAGAGAACAUCUAUGAGAAUCUUGAUGAUGUCAAACAGGCUCCUCCCCAGGGCUCGGUCUACAUGGAUUUGAAGCCAAGAGGAGAGGAUGAUGUCUAUAAGGAACUGGAGCGAUGCGAGGAGUGUCAAAGCUGAUCACCUACCCACAUCUCGUCCUCAUGCAGCUGUCACAUCUGCUCAGUUCCAAUCUGCAACAGAAGGGCUUUAUAAACAAUAGUUGCAACUGAAUGUAUGAGUUAGUAUAUUGUGCUUCAGGGGAAACACGGCUCACUUGUUUUCUCAUUGUUACAUACUUAGCUAUUGUUCUUUAACUUAUCAUUAUUAUUAUUAUUAUUAUUAUUAUUAUUAUUAUCAAUAAUGCUUUUUUUAAUGUCAUGCUUUGAGAAGAGGAGAGAGAUUUUCUCUCAAGGCUCUAAAUUGUUCCUUAUGUGUUUCAGUCUCUGUAUUAUAUUGUCCAGAUCUCAUUCUUUUAUUAUGUAGGAGAAGUUUUUUAUUGGGUGUUUGAUGUUUUUAUGCAUAGUCUGUGAUUCAUAAACCAGACCAUGCUUAGCAUGUUGUCUGUUUGGAGAGAGAUGGGGGAACUGGAACACACUGACAGAGGUUUAUGGCAAAAACCUGUUUACCUUUUCCAAAAAUGUUCUGUACACAGGCAGUCAGUCAAAAAUGGGAAAAGUACAUUGUGCAUGUAUGAAUGUUGUGUUCUGCUUGACCUCUGAAAAUAUUCUUUUAAAAGGGCUCCAACACAUAUUCUCUGCUGUCCCCUGUUCACAUCAGAUCAAUGCAUAAAUGGUGUCCUGUUCUCCAAUCCCCAUUUCCAAACAGACAAUAAGCUGAAUGCUAUCAAAUGUAUAAAACCCACUGACUGCACAUAAGAACCUCAUACACCCCUGCUUAAAAAAAAAUACUAUCCUUUGAAGUAUUUAAUGGCAAGUGUAUUAUACAUCUAAGGCAAUUUUUAACAGUCAACAGUUGUGGAAGAAUUCAGAGGCUUUAGAUAAGUACAAUAAUACAGCACUUGUAAUAAUAAAUUUUCUCUUUCAGCCAAAUUAAAUAUUUAGCGUAUGUACAAUGUA
Molecule: messenger RNA, 2645 nt
Organism: Solea senegalensis (Senegalese sole)
Lineage: Eukaryota; Metazoa; Chordata; Actinopteri; Pleuronectiformes; Soleidae
Gene: g6fl
Product: g6f-like
Exons: 11
Coding region: 112-1707 (531 amino acids)
Biological process (GO): positive regulation of ERK1 and ERK2 cascade; T cell activation; interleukin-15-mediated signaling pathway
Cellular component (GO): external side of plasma membrane; membrane raft
Molecular function (GO): MHC class II protein binding; protein tyrosine kinase binding
Source: RefSeq, a predicted model, not a curated record